Molecule: messenger RNA, 1065 nt
Organism: Komagataella phaffii GS115
Lineage: Eukaryota; Fungi; Ascomycota; Pichiomycetes; Pichiales; Pichiaceae
Exons: 1
Coding region: 1-1065 (354 amino acids)
Source: RefSeq, a predicted model, not a curated record
AUGUUAAUGUUUAAAAAGUUACUACCCCUUGUUUUAUUGAAAGCAAAGGUCUUUGCAGAUGAUACGGAUUGGCAUGCUUCCCCCGUCACAUUUCGAAUUGUCAACAUUCGACCCGAGCCACCGUACAAUGGAACAGGCACCAGAGUGGGUUAUUGGAGCGUACAGGAUGGUGUGAUUGUUGACACUGGCCUCGCAAUCGAAUUUUUUUUAAAUGACACUGUAUUGCAAGGUAAUGGCUCUAACUCUAAACUUGAAGUGACCUCACCGGGAGGCCGUUUGACGUUCAAUGAAGAAAAUGAGGGUACCACCGGAUUUUCUAUAGUUUUAAACGAUUCAGCAGAACUUUUACUGAAUGGAGCAGCCCCGACAGUAUGGAUCUGUCAGUCUGGAGAUACUUCUGAAAUACACAUCUACGACGAGUCACCCGGGGAUGACUGUGAACAAUAUCACGUUGCUCUAGAAUCUGAACAGUUUAGUUCGAUUCCAGAGGACCCGUGCGAUAAUCCAGAGUACGCCGACGAAUGUGACGACGCCGGAGGAUCCGGUGGUGGAUCUAGUGGUGGUAAUGAUGGUGGAUCUGGUGGUGGAUCUGGAGGUGGAUCUGGAGGUGGAUCAGGUGGUGGAUCAGGUGGUGGUUCUGGUGGAGGAUCUGGUGGUGGUUCUGGUGGUGGAUCAGGAGGUGGAUCUGGUGGUGGCUCUGGUGGUGGAUCAGGAGGUGGAUCCGGUGGUGGUAAUGAUGGUGGUUCUGGUGGUGGUAAUGAUGGCGGUAAUGACGGUGGUUCUGGUGGAGGAUCUGGAGGAAGUUCUGGUGGUGGUGAUGAUGAGGACGACACAAGUACUACUACAAGUGGUUCAACCACCUCAAGCCCUGCAACUAGUCCAACCACCUCUACAACAUCAGCUACAGGUACUUCAACCCCGACAAGCGCACCAGGGACUACCACUUCAGCUCCCACGACGACUUCUAGCCCAGAAGCAACCAACGCUGGUGGAGCCGUCAAUCUAGUUGGUCCUAAUGGGCUGUCAGGAUUGAUUGGAGGGGUAGCAAUUGCUCUACUGAUUUAA